Messenger RNA from Ictalurus furcatus (blue catfish), 2193 nucleotides. RefSeq lists its product as uncharacterized. The coding region runs from base 798 to 1502 and encodes 234 amino acids. NCBI's taxonomy places the organism in Eukaryota, Metazoa, Chordata, Actinopteri, Siluriformes, Ictaluridae. The record is from RefSeq and is a predicted model, not a curated record. The transcript has 2 exons.
UACUGAAAGCAAAGUUUCACAUACUUUUGCCACUGUCAGAUAUGUAAUAUUUGAUCAUUUUCUUCAAUAAAUAAAGGACCAAUUAUAAUGUUUUUAUCUGGGUUUAUAUGGGUUCUCUUUAUCUACUUCUAGGACUUGUGUAGUCAGAUGUUUCCGGUUGAGUGAACGCUGGUGUGUUUUUCCACCUCUGCUCUCUGGUUUUGGUGUUCAUUUUAAAAUUACUCUUUGGAACGACCUCCCGCAAAACCAUAUUUAGCAUUUUAUGGAUUCUGGAUUUUCCUUUGUGUGUUUUGGGGCACCAUGGACUGAUUUCCUGAUUUCCCAAUUGAAAAAAUCUUUGGCCUAACUGCAAGCCUGUGCUAUAUUGAAUGGUACAAUAGCCGGCAUUCUCGCCAGGAAUUUAUCACUUUCUCGCAUGCUGCUGGCUGAUACCUUUUAGAUGGGGUUGAAAUGAUGAUCCGUAUUUUGCUGUUUGAUCUGUUGGAGUUGUAUCAUUGUUUUUCCUCCCUGGCAGAUGAAUAUCUGCUGGUGGAUUUCAGGCUUAUGCCUUGAUAAUUUUCUGGACAUGGUGCUCAAAUACUCAGCCCUAGACCUAGCGUCUGAAUGUUUCUUCUCAUCUCCCUGUUGGAAUCUACAAUGAGUGUGCGGCCUUGGGAAUUUUACCUCAUCCACAGCAUGUUCAUCGAGGAUCACGUCGCAGUCAUCUCCAGUGGACAUCGGCUGUCUCCUCAGAAUCUCAUUACAUCCAAGCAGUCUGGUCCUCAUCUCGCCAGCUCCCGGCCCAUCCAGACCUCAACAUGGAUGCAGCAGAAUUUUUCAGGGUCCAAGAGGCCCUAUAUGAAAGGGAAAAUCCGAGGUGGGAGAAGAAGGGAAAAUUCUCCCUAAUUCAAGCCAACCAGGAGUGGCUCAACCUGAUGUACUCCAUCAUGGGGUAUGUCAAGGAGGAGACUUCCAAGCAGGCUAGAACCAUCUCCCACCCUCCCUCCCCCACUGUGGAUCUCGUCCAGCCUGCCGUGUCGACGGAGAACGUUGUUCAGCGUCCCUGCUCGUCUGAGGACACCGCUCAGCAUCUCUGUUCAGCUGAGGACACCACUCAGUCUCCUUGUUCAGCUGAAGACGUCGCUGCGCCUCCCUGCGCAGCCGAGGACGUCCCUGCACCUCCUUGCGCGGCCAAGAGCUCCGCUUUCUUCCCUGCUCCACGUCGGAUGUCAUUACGCCAGGCUCCACGUCGGACAUCGCUGCGCCUCCCUGCUCGGCUGAGGACGUCGCUGCGCCUCCCUGCUCGGCUGAGGACGUCGCUGCGCCUCACUGCUCGGCUGAGGACGUCGCUGCGCCUCCCUGCUCGGCUGAGGACGUCGCUGCGCCUCCCUGCUCGGCUGAGGAACUCUCUCCCCCCUCUGGCCUCGCAGAGAACUUCGCUCCCCCCUCUGGCCUCACGGAAAGCAUCGCUUCCCCCUCUAGCUCCAUGGUUAAAGUUGCUCCCCCCUUGGGGUCCGCCUUGAGCUUCAUUCCCUGUGCUGGCUGCAUGGUGGCUAUCGCUCCACGCCCAAGUCAGGCUGGGGAUAGUGUGUUCUCUCUCUGCAGUACGGAAGAGACCGUCCCACGUCCUUACCCCUGUGAACAUGCCAAGCAUCCUCUUUAUGGUCCCGUGAGAGAUGACAUUCAAGGGAACUCUGGAACACUUGGGGACCUCUGGUCUGGGUAUCCAGGACCCCCUCCCGGACUUAGUACACGUGUCGGGAGCCGCAUAAUAAAGAAAGGGGCUACCUUACAUUUGCUGAACACGGUCUCAAAACUGUGUCCCUUCCCCUGUGACUGAGCCCAGAUUCUUCUCCAUCAAAAAGUGCAAAUGCAAAGUACAUUCGCUGUCCUUAUGCUCUGGUCAUAUCAUGUCUCAUAACCUGAAACUCAUACAGACAUUUACGCACCUUGUUUUCCUGGUUCAGCAUGAGAGGAUGUUAGUGUUUUAGUUUCACUCCCCUAGGAAAAACUAACGUAUUAACUAACGUAAAGGGUUGAUUCGCGGGAGCAAAGGACACAUUACCGGUACUUGCCAAACAGUGCUGCUGGUGUUGUGCGCAUCAUUCCCGGUACCUAUUGCAUUUCAGCCCACAUUAAGAAAUGCUAACACUACUCAUAACAUGCUAACCCUAGCUAAUUAUUAACAGUAAUUCAUAUUAUAAUAAGUUGAAA